AUGGCCAAACGCAAACUGAACGAGCACGAUGUGCCAGAGGAGACGUCUGGAGACGAAUCGCAAUCCGAAGUCAGCAGCUCGCCCCGACCCGCGCAAUCGACCAUGACCGCGACAGCGACACCCACGACAUUGACGAGUAAGAAGGCUUCAAGAGAAGCCGCCAACAACAAACCUGUUCCCGUAUCUUUCGCCGAACUUCACCUUGAGCCGCGCCUGCUGAGGGCGAUUCGCGAUCUCAAAUGGGCAUCACCGACCGAUAUACAAUCCAAGGCUAUACCACUGGCUCUAGAGGGUCGCGAUAUUCUCGCUCGAUCAGGCACUGGUACCGGCAAGACGGCUGCCUACCUACUUCCGAUCUUACACAAGACGCUCCAGCGAAAGCAGACGUCUCUUAUCCUGGCACCCACCAGGGAGCUGUGCUUACAGAUUGCGACAGUCGCCAAAUCGCUCUCACAGCAUUGUGGACAGGAAAUCAGGGUACGAAACAUCGCAGGCAAGGAAUCGGAGGUUGUCACAAAGGCCGCGUUGGCGGACAAGCCUGAGGUUGUCGUGGCUACGCCUGCGAGGGCAUGGGCGAACAUCAACAGCUCGAAUUUAGCCAUUAGCGAUCUCGGAACAUUGGUUGUAGACGAGGGUGACCUUAUCAACGGCUAUGGCUUCUCUGAAGACAUGGAGAAUAUUGCUCGUGAGAUGCCUGCUGGCGUACAAAAGAUCGUCCUUUCAGCAACCCUCUCGACCGACGUCGAAUCGCUCGGCUCCUUGCUCUGCACCAACCCCGUCGUACUCAAGCUUGCGGACCUUGACAAGGACUCCAACAAGGUCAAGCAAUACGUUUUGAAGGUGGGAGAGGAUGAGAAAUUCCUCCUCAUCUACGCCAUGUUCAAGCUUCAAUUGAUCAAAGGGAAAACAAUCGUAUUCGUCGGGGAUGUGGACCGGUCAUAUCGCGUCAAGCUCUUUCUUGAACAAUUCGGAAUCAAGAGCUGUGUCCUCAACUCUGAAUUACCAUUAGCGUCUCGAACUCACAUCGUUGAGUGCUUCAACAGGAACGAGUACAACAUCCUCAUCGCGAGCGAUGAGACUGACGUCGUAGGUGUACAGGACAGCGAGACACGACCGAAGAAGAAGAAGGCGAAGAAGGACAGCAACGACUCUGGCGUUUCUCGUGGAAUUGAUUUCCUCAACGUUUCCUGCGUACUCAAUUUUGACUUUCCCGGUACAUACAAGUCUUACUUCCAUCGGAUAGGAAGGACAGCACGAGCUGGAAAGUCCGGGACUGCCAUCUCCUUCAUCAUUCCAAAAGACCAGUACAGAAAACAUAAACCAACCACAUUUGCCGGAUGCGAGCACGACGAGGAGGUUCUCAAGAAGGUUGAAAAGCACCAACAAGAGGGCCAGAAGUUGGAGAACUACAAUUUCGAUAUGAAGCGACUGGAGCCCUUCAGGUAUCGAUUCAGCGACGCACUACGGUCGGUCACUCGAAUCGCCAUCCGUGAAGCUCGUAUCAAAGAGAUCCACAUGGAGCUAGCAAAGUCGCAAAAGCUCUCCCGAUACUUUGAAGAGAACCCUGAAGCGCUCGCGCACCUCCGCCACGAUCAAACCCUCAACCACCCAGCCAGAAUCCAACCGCAUCUCAAACAUGUCCCCGACUACCUGCUUCCCGGCGGCAAGAAACCAGAAGACGUGGGCUUCGUCGGCCUGAAUAUACCAAAACCCAACAGGAGGACUUAUGUCAAGGGCAGGGGCAGGAAGGUUGUCCGGAGAAAUGGAAAGGUCGAUCCGUUGAAGACGUUCAAUGCAAGAGGCAAGGGCAAGAAAUGA
Molecule: messenger RNA, 1818 nt
Organism: Pyrenophora tritici-repentis Pt-1C-BFP
Lineage: Eukaryota; Fungi; Ascomycota; Dothideomycetes; Pleosporales; Pleosporaceae
Source: RefSeq, a predicted model, not a curated record